Molecule: messenger RNA, 2319 nt
Organism: Penicillium cataractarum
Lineage: Eukaryota; Fungi; Ascomycota; Eurotiomycetes; Eurotiales; Aspergillaceae
Product: transcription factor domain-containing protein
Exons: 7
Coding region: 1-2319 (772 amino acids)
Biological process (GO): DNA-templated transcription; regulation of DNA-templated transcription
Molecular function (GO): zinc ion binding; DNA binding; DNA-binding transcription factor activity, RNA polymerase II-specific
Source: RefSeq, a predicted model, not a curated record
AUGGAUAACCGGAAACGCACGACUCGAGCAUGUGACGAGUGUCGGCGCAUGAAGGAGAAGUGUGAGGGUGGACCUCCUUGCAGGAGAUGCCUCCACUUCCAGCGCGUGUGUGAGAAAGGGCCAGUGUCAAGGACACGUGAAUUCAGGGCAUAUAUUCCAGCAGAACGAGUGGCCACAUCUGACUUUCAAGAAUUGAUUGACCGCUCGAAAUAUAUGGAACGUAUAUUGAAACGGACAAUUGAAGGGAUUCGACUUGAUACAAAGAGUCUUGCCAAACUAGCAGAUGCACUUGAUGCGGACGGCGAUAGUGCGUGUGUUGUAGCGUCGGACGCCCAGGAAGUGGAAGGAUUAGUGAUGGAUGAUGAAGCGUGUACAAUGGAUCCUGUUGGGGAUAACACUACGCACUUCUCCGGAGAAUUUUCAUAUUGGAACUUCUCUAUGCGAUUGAAGCAACAUAUCGAGCAAAUGGGGGGAUUAGAGAGUCGGACAAAUGACUCUAGCCGGGGUUGGGACUUCCCACGAGCUCAUCAGUUGCGACCAGGGCGUGACCACCUUUCCGCGGCAAUAUCAUGCUGUCCCCCUCGUCCAAUUGCCGAGUUUCUGGCAAGAAACUUCUUCAAAUAUGCUGAGACCCACUACUUCUUUGUUGAAAAAACUUGGUUUCUUCAGAGGAUGAAUCUUCUCUAUGGCGACCCUAGCAGCUUCGCCAAGAAGGGAGGUGAGGUGAUCAUCAGCAUCUUGCUUACUGUAUUUGCAAUCGGGUCCCAAUAUGCACAUCUUGAAUCUUCAGAGCACAGCUCGACUGGGACAUCAAGUCAAAACUUCUCCGAGGAGGAUAUCGGCGCGACAUUCUACCAGCAAGCGAUUCGGUUACUACCAGAGAUCAUCGAACUAUCCUCACUUGAAAGUGUCCAAGCCUGUCUUCUCUUUGGCUACUAUGCACUACCUGUCGAUACGUCGGGCCUGGGGUAUAUUUACAUCAAUCUUGCAAUUCGGCUUGGAAUGCAGAACGGCAUGCAUAGAAGGUGCAAGAACGAUGCUUUUAGUACGACUAUGAUCGAGACCCGCAAUCGUGUGUGGUGGACGGCAUACUUACUUGAGAGAAAAAUCUCCAUCUUCCACGGCAGGCCUCUUUCAGUGCUCAAGGCCGACAUUGAUGCUACUUUCCCUAUAUAUCGACCUGAAAUGGAAUUAGACGACACUCGCACAAGUGUUGCACGCGCUGAAGCUUCGAUUCAACUGAUUCACUUCUUAGAAGACCUGUUUUGUGAUGUGAGCAAUCUUCGAAGUUGCCACAAACAACAGAUUUCCAAGAUUAUAUCUCACCUCUUGGCCAGCAAAGCCGCACUAAAAGAGUGGUGGAGUGCCCUUCCCCAAGAGAUUGUGAACAGCGACUUGCAGCCGGUGGCGCAACUUCGUUCAGUCAUGCAUUUCCAACUGGAAUAUUGUUUAGUUCGGAUGUUUAUUGGGCGACCAUUCCUGCUGAAGAAAGAGAUUUCGGAAUCAAUGAACAACUCACCAGCAGACUCGGAGCCCAGUGUCACCGACAAAGCCGCAUCCUUAGAUGGUACUGGCUUCAAGUACUCGUUAAGUCGCAAAGACUUGAUUGAUGACUGCAUUGAGGCAGCGACGGAAGCACUGGGGAUUUUGCAAAAACUACGCGAUUGCGGAUCAGGCCUGGCACGAGCUUCUUACAUUGAAUAUAGCUCAUGUCGAGCGUCACUUCUUGUGUUGAUUGCCUACUCCAUACAAAAUUUCUCUGAGCAAUUUCGAACCCUUCUCUAUAAAGGGCUUGAUAUGAUUCGAGAAAUGUCUGCGGCUGGCGAGUCGGCUCAGUCUGAGGUAUCUUUGAUUGAAACGCUUGAGCGGGCACUCGCACGGCUUCAUGCCGGCGUUCAGAAGUCUCAGCAUGGUGAUAUGGUACUGUCUAAUCGUCCCAUCUCGGAUUACGAGGCUUUCAAGCAUUGGGGCGCUAGACUGAGAGAAGGUGCCACGCUUGAACCACCCCUCAUUGAUGCGGGUCCUUCUAGUCAAACCGAGGACAUCGGACCGCAAACCGGCCAGUCUUCCGGACUUUACACACAUACAUAUGACCGCAUCGUUGACAUAGACUACAGUCAGGCAUCCAUGUCUGUGUCCGAUCGAGACAUGGGGAUGCUCGGUGCCCUUGAUCCCAUCAUUGAAAUACCGCUUUUCGGCGCUGAAAAUACAUCGCCCUCCGCAGCGUGGCCCACCUGGACUGAGACACAAAUGCUGGAACAGUUCCUCACGAGUCCAGAAUACAGUGCAGCUCAAAGUAUGGACAUUAACAGACACUGA